Aphanomyces astaci is the source of this 361-nucleotide messenger RNA. RefSeq lists its product as hypothetical. The coding region runs from base 19 to 333 and encodes 104 amino acids. The transcript has a single exon. The record is from RefSeq and is a predicted model, not a curated record. Lineage: Eukaryota; Oomycota; Saprolegniomycetes; Saprolegniales; Verrucalvaceae.
CGACUAGGGACUUUCGUCAUGUCAGCCUCCGGUGCAUGGUCCGAAGAAGAGCAUGGACGAUUCCUACACGCGAUGAAGUUGUUCCCGAGGGGUCCUUGGAAAGCCAUCGCAGGGGUUGUGCAGACGAGGAACAUUCGCCAAACCCAAACGCACGCUCAAAAGCACCGAGAAAAGCUGGCCAGACAAGCAGAACGGCGGCAGCACAAGACACAUAAGAUGGAAGAGCCAGCUCUGUUGGAUCCGUCGCACAUUGCCUUUCUUGUCGAAUUGUACCACAAUGUUGUGUCGUCGAGCGUUGUUCAUGAAUCCACGCCACCGCCGUGCAUAAAUUAAUGGAAGUUACCUACUUUUAUUACACCAA